Magnolia sinica is the source of this 2479-nucleotide messenger RNA. Its product is annotated as glycine--tRNA ligase, mitochondrial 1-like. The record is from RefSeq and is a predicted model, not a curated record. Lineage: Eukaryota; Viridiplantae; Streptophyta; Magnoliopsida; Magnoliales; Magnoliaceae. Bases 58 to 2268 code for a protein of 736 amino acids. The transcript has 9 exons. Gene Ontology annotation, biological process: mitochondrial glycyl-tRNA aminoacylation. Gene Ontology annotation, cellular component: cytoplasm; mitochondrion. Gene Ontology annotation, molecular function: glycine-tRNA ligase activity; ATP binding.
CUUUCCCUUUCUAACCCCCGCUCAGUCCAAAAACCCCAUCCUCGACCCUCCUAUCGCAUGCGCCUCCAUCCUCUCCUGAAAAUAUCCCGCAAUCAUCAUCCCGGCGUCCUCCUUAUUCUACGCCACUACUCCCCCUUAUCCUACACCCCUCCCCACUUCUUCCACGUCAGCACCCGAAAUCCGCCGCGCAUGGCCGAGGACGAACUCCGGCAAUCGCUCGCCAACAAGCAGGCCGCCGUCGACGCCCAAGCUGCCGCCGUCAGGGACCUCAAGGCUCAGGGAGCUGCCGGCUCGGAUCUCGACGCGGCGGUCGAGUCGCUCAAGGCGCUGAAGCUGGAGGCCGCUGCGGCCGCGAGCCAGCUCCAGGCCGCCGUCGCCGCGAGUAAUGGGGAUGGGAGCUCUGCUAGCAGGGAGGCGUUCCGUCAAUCGGUCGUGAAUACACUCGAGAGGCGGCUGUUCUACAUACCGUCUUUCAAGAUCUACAGAGGCGUCGCCGGCCUCUACGAUUACGGGCCGCCAGGGUGCGCCGUUAAGUCCAACGUGCUCGCUUUCUGGCGCCAGCAUUUUGUUCUCGAGGAGAACAUGUUGGAAGUGGAUUGUCCAUGUGUCACACCUGAAGUUGUCCUGAAAGCAUCAGGUCACGUUGACAAGUUUACAGACCUUAUGGUUAAGGAUGAGAAAACAGGAACAUGUUAUCGGGCAGAUCACUUGCUUAAGGAUUUCUGUAAGGAGAAGCUUGAGAAGGACCUCACGUUGCCAGCUGAGAAGGCAGCUGAGCUGAAACAUGUCCUUGCUGUUCUGGAUGAUCUCUCAGCUGAGGAACUUGGUGCGAAGCUAAAGGAGUACGGUAUCACUGCUCCAGAUACAAAAAACCCUCUUUCCGAUCCCUACCCUUUCAACUUGAUGUUCCAGACAUCAAUAGGCCCAUCUGGUUUAAGCCCCGGGUAUAUGCGCCCAGAGACAGCACAGGGCAUCUUUGUGAAUUUCAAGGACUUGUAUUAUUAUAAUGGGAACAAGCUUCCUUUUGCAGCAGCUCAGAUUGGUCAAGCUUUCAGAAACGAGAUAUCUCCUCGUCAAGGUCUUUUGAGAGUCCGCGAGUUCACGCUUGCGGAGAUCGAGCACUUUGUUGAUCCUGACGACAAAUCCCACCCUAAAUACAAAGAAGUUGCUGAUUUGGAAUUCUUGAUGUUCCCAAGGGAAGAGCAACUGACUGGCCAAGCAGCCAAGAAACUCUGCCUUGGUGAAGCAGUUUUCACAGGGACUGUCAACAAUCAGACCCUUGGCUUCUUCAUUGGGAGGGUAUAUCUAUUUCUAACAAGGCUGGGAAUCGACAAAGAUCGACUACGCUUUCGGCAGCAUCUGCCGAAUGAGAUGGCUCACUAUGCUGCAGACUGCUGGGAUGCUGAGAUAGAGUGUUCCUAUGGCUGGAUUGAAUGUGUUGGUAUUGCAGAUAGGUCUGCGUAUGAUCUGCGUGCUCACACGGAGAAAAGUGGUGUUUCUCUUGUCGCCCAUGAAAAGUAUGCUGAACCUAGAGAGGUCGAGCAACUGGUCAUAGUACCAGCAAAGAAGGAGCUGGGUCUUGCAUUCAAAGGGAACCAAAAGAUGGUGGUUGAAGCCUUGGAGGCCAUGAAUGAAGCAGAAGCUAUGGAAGUGAAAACUGCUUUAGAAUCCCAAGGGCAAGUGGAAUUCAAUGUGUGCACCCUCGGGAAAACUGUCACGAUCACAAAGAACAUGGUAUCUGUUUCUAAACAGAAAAAGAAGGAACACCAGAGGGUUUUUACACCAUCAGUUAUUGAGCCGUCCUUUGGCAUCGGACGGAUAAUCUACUGCCUUUUCGAGCAUUCGUUCUACAUGAGAGCUAGCAAAGCCGGGGAUGAGCAGUUGAACGUGUUCCGCUUCCCCUCUCUUGUGGCACCCAUCAAGUGCACCGUCUUCCCUCUUGUUCAGCAACAACAAUACGAGGAAGUGGCAAAACUCAUCUCAAAAUCACUAACUGCGGCAGGAAUCUCUCAUAAGAUAGACAUAACAGGUACAUCGAUAGGGAAACGAUAUGCAAGGACGGAUGAACUUGGUGUUCCCCUUGCCAUCACAGUAGAUUCUACAACAUCGGUCACGAUCAGAGAGAGGGACAGCAAGGAUCAGAUUCGUGUAAGCAUUAAUGAGGUGGCAUCAGUUGUGAAGGAGGUGACGGAUGGGCAUAGCACGUGGGCUGAUGUGCAAUGGAAUUACCCGGCCCAUAGCGCAGCUGGUGGUGAGGGAACUCAGUAAGGCUGAUCUUUGCUAAUGAGCUGAUAUCUCAUAAGAUUGACAUUUUUGAGUUCAUUGAAAAUGUGAAGGUUGGAUUUUGAUUGGUAUAAUCGAGAGAAUCUUAAAAUACAUGAACAAAUCUGAGGGGGGAAAAGAAUUUAUAUGCUUAGUUUUGUCAUACAGAUAUUUCCUUGUGAUCUUACUUAUCAUGCCCCAUUUAUGAUGGCUCUGC